AGAUGGGUAACACAACCACAGCUAGGCCAAAUUCCUGAACUGGCUCUAGUCUGCAAUAAUUAGGAAACUCCCUUUGGUUCAGACCGUCUUAACCGAAGGCCAGUGUAAAUGUGCCAUCAGCAUGUGAAUUUUUUAUUAUACAAGCAGAAGAUAGACAAGAAGGCCCCAACAUGCUAGAGCCCUCCUGUGGGUAAGGGAGCAGGAACCUAUAACUCUGAGAGUUGCCGGGAGUCCAAAGACCUGGGUGAGCCAGCCCCCACCCCUGCCCCGCUGUGGGGAAGGCCCCGCAUCCUACCUGGCUGGGGUGCUGCCAGGGCAGCUGGAGGGCCAGGUCUGGCGGGACCAACGCGGAAGGUUCCUAGCACCCGCACCUCCUGGGCACCCCGCUAGCAGCAGGACCCCGGGCUGGCGUACUUCGCCUCUUCCAGGCCCAGUCUCAGACCAGAUACUCGGAGCCUUCACUCUGAUCCCUCAACAGGGAAAAGAAAUUUCCGGUCUGCCCUCCCCCGGAGGGGAUGGCAGUAUUCAGCCCAAACCCCAAUGUGGACCCCCCCGACCUGUGAGCCAGUUCUUCAAAUUUGUCACCUCAGGAGUUGGGGGACUUUCCUGAGUCAGAUACAUCACCAGACAACAAGGGCAGUGCAGAGCCUGUGCUACCCAGCAGAACAUGCGUGAAGAGUUACUGCAUGACAUGCCGUUGAGCCUAGCUGUGACCCCUCAGCACCCCCCUCAGUUCUUGUGGAGCCCCAACUUGGGCAUCUCUGCUGCCUGCUCAAACUCAGAACCCACUGAAAACCUGCUGAGGAGGCUGUUGGAGGCCGAGGAAGGCAAGAAUUCGGAAGCUCCAGAGAGACCACCGGAUUGACCCCCUCAGCUCAGCUCACCCGACCAUGCGGACUUUGCCCCUCCAGAUCAGGCGUGGAGUUUUAAAAUAAAAUGGAUGAUCUGAUGUUACUUGAUCUUCUGGAGUGCCCCGUGUGCUUUGAAAAGCUCGAUGUCACGGCCAAAGUCCUCCCUUGCCAGCACACCUUCUGCAAACCAUGUCUCCAGAGGAUUUUCAAGGCCCACAAGGAGCUGAGGUGCCCCGAGUGCAGGACCCUGGUGUUUUGCAGCAUCGAGGCACUGCCGGCCAACUUGCUGCUCGUGCGUCUUCUAGACGGCGUGCGCUCGGGGCAGAGCCUGGGAAGAGGGAGCUCCUUCCGCAGGCCUGGCGUGCUGGCCGCGCAGGACAGCAGGAGAAGCAGGACGAAGCCCAGAGGUCUGCAGUCCAGCUCUUUCCGGCUGGUGCCUAAUAUCAGAAUCCACAUGGAUGGGGUGCCAAGAGCAAAGGCCUUAUGCAACUACAGAGGGCAGAAUCCCGGUGACCUGAGGUUUAAUAAGGGAGAUGUCAUCCUGCUCCGGAGACAACUGGAUGAGAACUGGUACCAGGGGGAGGUCAAUGGAGUCAGUGGGAUCUUCCCAGCCAGCUCUGUGGAAGUCAUCAAGCAGCUGCCACAGCCACCCCCGCUCUGCCGGGCCCUCUACAACUUUGACCUACGGGACAAAGACAAGAGUGAGAACCAGGACUGCCUGAGCUUCCUCAAGGACGAUAUCAUCACCGUGAUCAGCCGGGUGGAUGAGAACUGGGCAGAAGGCAAGUUAGGGGAUAAAGUCGGCAUCUUCCCAAUCUUGUUUGUAGAGCCCAACCUCACUGCAAGACACCUCUUAGAGAAGAACAAAGGUCGUCAGUCGGCCCGCACAAAGAGCCUGACCCUGGUGCCCUCAUCUUCCCAAGGCAAAGCAGCCAACACGCCCACCCUCCACAGGGGCCCUGGGUCCAGGAGGAAGGGGCCCGGGCAGUUCUCCAUCACAACAGCCUUGAACACUCUCAACAGGAUGGUCCAUGCUCCCUCGGGGCGCCCCAUGGUGGAGAUCAGCACCCCAGUGCUCAUCAGCUCCAGCAACCCCUCUGUGAUCAGCCAGCACAUGGAGAAAGGAGACAUUCCUCCCAGCUCCGUGGGACAGGUCAGCACUUACCACCCCGUACCUGCCUCCCCAGGACAUUCCACAGCCAUCGUCAGUCUGCCUGGCUCCCAGCAACACCUCUCAGCAAACAUGUUUGUGGCCCUGCACUCCUACUCAGCCCAUGGACCCGAUGAGCUGGACCUACAGAAGGGAGAAGGCAUCAGGGUCCUGGGCAAGUACCCGGACGGCUGGCUCAGGGGUGUCUCCUUGGUCACUGGGCGGGUCGGCAUCUUCCCCAACAACUACGUCAUCCCCAUUUUCAGAAAGACAUCUAGUUUUCCAGAUUCUCGGAGUCCUGGUCUCUACACCACAUGGACGUUAUCCAACUCCUCUGUGUCCUCCCAAGGCAGCUUUUCAGACGGUGAUCCCCGCCAGAACCGUCCCUUCAAGUCCGUCUUUGUGCCCACGGCCAUAGUCAACCCCGUGAGGAACACAGCCAGCCCGGGGACUUUAGGACAGGGCUCUCUUCGGAAAUCUGGGAGGAGCAGCAUGAGAAAGAGUAAGUGGUGGCAGAGAGAUGGAUCCCUGCAGAGGCCCGUCCAGGCAGGGACCCCCGCCCUGGUGGUGGGCUCCCUCAGACGCAGCCCCACCAUGGUGGUGCGGCCUCAGCAGUUCCCGUUCUACCAGCCGCAGGGGGUCCCCCCUGCCUCCUCCACGGUGGUGGUCGAACUGGGACCGCAGCCCACUCCCACCGGGGAGCCUGCCCUCACGUGUGUCAGCAGGGGCGGCGACACCAGGACCCGCUCCGCAGCCGGUUCCCUCAUCAUGGAAGGCAAGGAAAUCCCCAUCAAGAGCGAGCCUCCACCUAAACCACCUGCCUCCGCCCCACCAUCCAUCCUAGUGAAACCAGAAAACUCCAGAAACGGCAGCGAAAAGCAAGUCAAAACCGUGAGAUUUCAGAAUUACAGCCCUCCUCCAGCCAAACAGUACACCGCCCACCCCACGUCAGCAAAGCCUGAACAGCCUGCCACCCCGAAGGGGUCCCAGCCCGAAGCAGCCCCCUCAGGCCCAGAAAUGACCGUCCUAUUCGCCCACCGAAGCGGCUGCCAUUCCGGACAGCAGACAGACCUCCGGAGAAAGUCGACUUUGGGCAAGACCAUCACCCCAGUGUCUACUGCCGCGGCCACACAGACCGUGUUUCCCAGCAAAUGAAUCUACGGGUGGCUUUUCCCAGACCCCAAAGAGGUGAAUUGCGUUUAAAUACAGUCUGCCUCCACUGAU
Suricata suricatta (meerkat) is the source of this 3225-nucleotide messenger RNA. It is a transcript of the gene SH3RF2, whose product is annotated as SH3 domain containing ring finger 2. Gene Ontology annotation, biological process: positive regulation of proteasomal ubiquitin-dependent protein catabolic process; negative regulation of apoptotic process; positive regulation of JNK cascade. Gene Ontology annotation, molecular function: protein phosphatase 1 binding; ubiquitin protein ligase activity. The transcript has 10 exons. Lineage: Eukaryota; Metazoa; Chordata; Mammalia; Carnivora; Herpestidae. The record is from RefSeq and is a predicted model, not a curated record. Bases 937 to 3156 code for a protein of 739 amino acids. Gene Ontology annotation, cellular component: nucleoplasm.